AAAUCGUUACACCCGCGUCGUCAGUUGUGAUUUGCAUGUGCAGACGAGCGAAUGUGUGGUGAAAAACCGGUCCACAAACGGAAGGGCUAAGAGUGCUAUUGCUGAAUUGAAGUUAAUUUGUUCGGAAGUGAAGUUAGAAAAAGUUUAUUGUGAUAGAAGUGAACUUUUUUUUUGCUAGUGAAUGUGAUUAGAGGUUUUUAGCAUAGAACGAUAUGCGGAACAGGAAAAGCUGCUUUAGUAUGAUGAUGAGGCCUGACAACUACUGUUGGUCCGUUAGGAGGAGGACUGUGUUCUGUGCGGUGCUGUGCUUUACGUGGCUUAGCAAUGCACACACCAUCGAGGAAAGCGAAACGUCCGGCAGCAAUACCGUGGCCCGCUCGCUCCCCAUCACCUACGACGAGCUACCCUCCCCCUCAGCCGAAACGACAUCCGCCGGCCAGAAACAACAAUCGAAAGCCCUCUACCGGGUCAGCUGUCCCGGGCUGACCGAGUGCGUACCGCUUGCCGAAUGUCCCGAGCUGCUGCUAGAGAUAUCGCGCCAAUGCUAUCGGGGGGAUUUUUCGCUUUCCUGCGGCGUGAACGAGUACGAGCCGCACGUUUGCUGUCCGCGCGUCGUCACCUCGCCCACGUUCAACGAUCAGCGGGCACCGGCGGCCUGUGGGAAGAGCAUCGUGCAGGGCGACUUUUACAACGGGCUCGGGGCGUACCCGUUCGUCGCUCGGAUCGGAUUCAAAAAUACCAAAACCGGGACGUUUAUCUUUCCCUGCUCCGGCUCCAUCAUUGCGCGCCAGAUCGUUCUUACGUCGGCCCACUGUGCCCUGGCCAAGGCGGAAAGUCACCGGCUCUCAUCGGUGCGGGUGGGCGACUACGAUACGCGCACCGAUCCGGAUUGCGGAAGUACCGGAUUCUGUGCACCGGUAGCGAUCAACCACGCCGUCAGCCAGAUCAUUGUCCAUCCGGACUACAUCGAGGGCCAGUACCAUCAUGACAUUGCGCUGCUAAUACUCCGCACGCCCAUCAACUACACCGUCGCUGCACAACCGAUAUGUCUUCAUGCGCGCAAGCAGGACCUGACCGUUGGCCGCCGGGUACAGAUCAUUGGCUGGGGCAAGCUGUCGACCAGUGCCGCCAAAUCGCCGGAACUGCAAAGCCUCGAGGUGCCGCUCACGUCGUGGGACAAGUGCGUACGGGCGUACGCCUCAACCGGUGCGCUACAGUCGCCCCAAUCGAUCGAUGGCGAGUGGAUGUGUGCGGGCGGGGAGGGGCGGGAUGCUUGCCAUGGGUUCGGUGGGGCACCGCUGAUCAUACGGGACCAGGGCCGGUACGCCCAGAUCGGCAUUAUGUCGUUCGGGGCGGAAACGUGCGGCGCACUGAACAUGCCGAGCGUGUACACCUCGAUCGCACACUACGCGCCGUGGAUUGAGGCGAACUCGCCGAAGGUGUUUGUGUGAUGGGAGGGGCGGAGGGGAGAGUUGAAGGAGCUUUUACAUUGUAAAUACUGUCGGUUUUGAAACUGUGUUUGUUUGUUUGUGUUGUGUUAUGUUGGUGUGCACGAGAGAAAUGGAAAAUAAAGAGCAAAUGCGUAUU
Molecule: messenger RNA, 1587 nt
Organism: Anopheles merus
Lineage: Eukaryota; Metazoa; Arthropoda; Insecta; Diptera; Culicidae
Product: phenoloxidase-activating factor 1
Exons: 5
Coding region: 213-1451 (412 amino acids)
Biological process (GO): proteolysis
Molecular function (GO): serine-type endopeptidase activity
Source: RefSeq, a predicted model, not a curated record